This is a messenger RNA of Nerophis ophidion (straightnose pipefish), 692 nucleotides long. Its product is annotated as phospholipase A2-like. The transcript is spliced from 4 exons. The record is from RefSeq and is a predicted model, not a curated record. NCBI's taxonomy places the organism in Eukaryota, Metazoa, Chordata, Actinopteri, Syngnathiformes, Syngnathidae. Gene Ontology annotation, molecular function: calcium ion binding; phospholipid binding. The coding region runs from base 20 to 592 and encodes 190 amino acids. Gene Ontology annotation, biological process: arachidonate secretion; phospholipid metabolic process; lipid catabolic process.
AAAGGGGGAGGCCGAGGAGAUGAUUCAGAAAACAUAUAAAAGAGAUCCUCUUCUGCAUGUUCAACACACAAACACACACGGUGUGGAUCUCAGCGUUUGUGCAUCAGCUCAGAAGUCACCGGCCAUGUCUGCCUUUCACCUCACACUCUUGCUUUUAGCAGUGACCGUGGCCUCCGUGGCUGCAUCCGCAAGCGAGCGGGGUAAAAGGUCACUAAAGGACCUGCACGGAUUGAUCAAAUGUACCACAGGGAGAAACUAUAAUGACUAUAGUUCGUACGGCUGUUACUGCGGAAACAUCUGGAAAGGCCAGCCUGUAGACCAGACCGACAAGUGCUGCUUCAACCACGGCUGCUGCUACGCUCGGGCCGAAAAAGCGGGCUGCAAGACCGACACGGACUACAACUGGACAUGUAGAGACAAGACGGCUUUUUGUGGAGACUACAAAGACAAGUGUAAGAAGUUGGUCUGCGAGUGUGACCGAGAAUUCGCCAACUGCCUGAAAGAUGCACACUACGAUUUGCAAUAUUCUGGUGUGCGGAAAUUGCCGUGCUUUGGCAGCAAACCACUGUGUGCCUAUUAUAGAGGAAAAUGAUCUUGGUAGUCAAUGACGACCAAUAGUAGCCACAUCCUUACAGCAAUAGUUUAUUCCUUUAAUCAAUGUGGGGGACGCUGCAAGCCUUGUCAUUUAAAAA